Messenger RNA from Melitaea cinxia (Glanville fritillary), 2953 nucleotides. Its product is annotated as GTP-binding protein 2. The record is from RefSeq and is a predicted model, not a curated record. NCBI's taxonomy places the organism in Eukaryota, Metazoa, Arthropoda, Insecta, Lepidoptera, Nymphalidae. The transcript has 19 exons. The coding region runs from base 2 to 2731 and encodes 909 amino acids. Gene Ontology annotation, molecular function: translation elongation factor activity; GTP binding; GTPase activity. Gene Ontology annotation, biological process: translational elongation.
CAUGAAGGAUUUUCCCCACGUAAACAAAAAAAAAGACAAGAUGGAUUCCUUCUUCAGUCUCUUCGAUCCGUCGGACGGGAAUCAAAGUAAACAGAAUAAUAAGAAAAGACAUAAAAACGAUCAGGACAACGCCAGGAAGAACCCUGACGCUCCCAAGGGUAGACGGAGAGGAAGGCGAUCUCAAGGGAAGAACGAAACUCUACCGGAGGAAUCGUCGUUCCUCUGCGAACCGGACCUCAGUACAGAGAUCUUAGUUAAAGAUUACAGUUAUAUAGAGAAUUAUAUAGAAGUGAACAAGCGGGAUGAUGAUAACAAAGGUGACGACAAGAGACCGCGCAGACGUAACUCCGGACGCAAGAACAGAAGGAAAAAGAACAAAAUAUCACCAGCCAAAGACCAGCCCAACGCCGCCUGGCAGGACGCCCAAACAGAAGUACCGGAAACCCUGAACAAUCAGUCUUCUAUACCCAAGAUCUGUGACGAGAAUAUAGGCAAGAACGUGAAUGAUCUGAAGUCGGACGACUUCAAGAAGACCAGGAGGAAAUCCUUGAACGAUGAGAACGAAGAUACCAAGUUUGCGGACAGGGUGUACAAUGUUAUAGACAAGUUGGAGAAGGUCAGGAUCAAGGAUGACAUGUACUUGGCUGGGGAUUUUAGUUCUGAGGAUCUGGAGAGCGACUUCUUCUACAGUUCCGAUGAUAUGGGGGAGUACGGCGACGAUACGUCCGAUGGUGAUGACUCUGGUGAUGAAUGCUACGGGACUCUACCGCCGGAACCGAGAUUCGGUAACGUGGAGUACAAGUUGCAACUCGUCUCGCCUUGCGAGCGACGCUUCCAACAUUUGGUGACUCAGUUAAAAUGGCGACUACGUUCCGGAGGGGGAGCGGCGGUGUACGUGGUGGGGGUGAGGGACUGCGGGGCGCUGAGGGGGCUGCGGCCGGGCCCUCUGAAGGCUUCCCUAAGGGCAUUAAGAGACAUGGCGAGGGCUUUGGGGGCUGUAAUCGUCAGUGCUAAGGCGAGGAGAGUGGCGCCGGGGAGGGCUGUGGCAGAAGUGUACAUAAGAAAGUUAGCGGACACCCAGCAGAGCGUGGAGCUAAGGGUGGCUGUGAUGGGAGCCAACGAAGCCGGAAAAUCCACACUCAUAGGCGUUUUAACUCAAGGUGAACUAGAUAACGGUACGGGUAGCGCACGUCUGAACAUGUUCAGACAUUUACACGAAGUUAAAAGUGGACGCACGUCUUCCCUCAGUCACGAGAUACUGGGGUUCGAUGCUCAGGGUAACGUGGUAAAUUACGGAUGUUCGGAGCUAAUGACGGCGGAGAGGAUUGGUGAACGAAGCGCCAAGCUGGUCUCGUUCCUAGACCUGGCGGGUCAUAGCAAGUACCAGCGGACCACCCUCCACGGACUCACGGGCUAUUCCCCGCAUUACGCCAUGGUCGUGAUCUCGGCGACAGCGGGUGUAACGAAAAUAACAGAAGAGCACAUCGGGCUGCUCCUAGCGCUGGACAUGCCUUUCUUCGCCGUCAUAAACAAGUGUGAGCUGGCGAAUAAUAUCAACCACGUGGUAGAAAGGUUGGCACAACUGCUGGAGCCGGCGAAGAAGAAACCCGUGCUGAUAACGGAUGAGAAUAUGGCUAGGAAUUGCGUCGCUCCACAGAAGUCUAUUUUGGACACCAUUGACGAUGGUGAUGAGGACAACAAAAAAGAAGAAGAGGUGGCGCUGUUCCCGGUGAGCUGCGUGCGCGGCGCCGGCCUCAACGCGCUGCACGCCUGCCUGCUGGCGCUGCGCCCCCGCCCCGCGCCGCCCGCCGCCGGGGACGAAACAUGCGAGUUUCAAAUAGACGAGAUUUUCCACGUCGGCGACUCGACCGGCCCCGUCGUUGGCGGCCUGCUGGCGAGGGGGCAGCUGUUCGAGGGUGACAACUUGAUUAUAGGCCCGCUGCCGGACGGCUCGUUCGCGCCGGCGCUCGUGCGCUCGGUGUACCGCAACCGCGUGCCGUGCGGCCGCGUGCGCGCCGGCGAGAGCGCCUCGCUGGGGCUGGCGGUGGGCGGGGCGGGGGGCGGGGACAGCGUGCGCGCGCGGCCCGGCCUCGUGCUGCUGGCGCCGCCGCGCGCGCCCGCCGCCGCGCCGCGCCCCGCCUUCGGCGCCUGCCGCCCGGGCCGCUGCCGCGCGCAGAUCAGCGAAUUGGUCCAGACGUCACAAACGUCGCAGAAGAGCCGUAAGAACGCGAGACGCCAAAACAAGAACAUCCUGCAAGACAUAGCGAUGGCGCAGAACGAUCUGACGAAGUCUUCGGACACGAAGAACGAAAACGUGUACGUGUCGGAUGAUGAGGACAAGUUGAACAUGCGGAUUUCUGAGGCCGACAUGCGCAUGCCAGAUAAGGGUGAUAGGGACUGUGUCUGCGGCGAUGUAGUGUUUCUAGAAGAUCCGAACGAUCCAAGGGGAUGUAUAUAUUUUCAGGCAUCAGUACAUGUGCUGAGGCACUCCACCGCGAUAUACCCGGGCUUUCAGUGCUCAGUACACGUCGGCAAUGUACGGCAGACUGCCAUCAUAGAGGGUAUAAUGUCACCGAACAACGUCCUGAGGGCCGGUGAAGCGGCCUCAGUGCUGUUCAGGUUCUCGAGAUGCCCCGAGUACUUGGUGAAGGGAAGGAGGCUGAUCUUCACAGCGGGGUUGGGGACCCGAGCUAUCGGACGAGUAACACAGACAUUUCCGUACAUACCGUGAAGAUAAUGUUCUAAGUACAAGAUCUCUUGAAAUAUCUAGAUAAAUUUAAUUUGUAAAACUUUUUGAUAAUCAUUUUGCAACAAUCAGUCGUCUUUGACUCGAAGAUUUGAAAUAAUUUAAAGAGAACCCUUGUCUUCUCGAUUAGGUUUAAAUAAGUUUAAAAAAUAAAAUAACAAGAAUUAUAAAUUUGUGUUCUUUUAUUAAUAAAAUAUUUGAAUAAUA